Messenger RNA from Pseudo-nitzschia multistriata, 3955 nucleotides. The record is from the annotation of a GenBank genome assembly. NCBI's taxonomy places the organism in Eukaryota, Bacillariophyta, Bacillariophyceae, Bacillariales, Bacillariaceae.
GAUUAUGGUGCCAUCGUUAGCUUUCGCUUCAAAUCACUGCCGGAUGACCACAUGUGACAAGUCAUGCAGAGAACAAARAAGUCCGAUGCAAUGACACUGCAUGUCGACGAAGACCGGCGGUGUUGACGCUCUUGCUACACAACGYACUGAAAUGGGAGGGAAGUUGCACUGCAAUGAUGAGAGUGAAUUUCUUGGUGUCACCGCAGCCUUACUUCUUCGUACAUUACUUAUAUCGAAAUAUUGAAAUAAGUCUUUGGGCCCUUUGAGGUUGAGGUAAGGAUUCUGUGUGCGUUUCGUGUACGUUGUGAUUGGUUACGUGGCGUGGCGUUCUUGCUUCCAUGACAAGCAAUUGGAGGCGGAUGCAACGAUAUUUAUCGACUAUUGCUCCAUUUGCUUGUGACAUGCAGUCCUUCGUCCCGAGUUAAAAUUUGGUUGAUCGUGCCAAGGUAACAUUCACCAGCUCGUGUUGUGUUGAAUUCUCAGGAAACGGAGGAAUGGAAAGGCAAUAGGCUUUCUGUUUCCCUCCCUAUCGUAACGACGCAACAUCUGUCUGCUCACACAACGUCUUCUGGCGUCUUGUAUUUUGUGUUCAAAACAAAGACAAUUAUACCAUUCGGUUCACGGCCUAACUUGCAUCGAUUGAUAUUUAUGUGAAUAACCACAGACCACAUCUGCCAAAGAACAGCACUGUAUCUUAUUAUCGAGCCUAGCCGUCUCCUUCCCUGAAUUCCGAUACCGUCGGCUUAAAGGAAAGUGAUCCGACAUGCAACUUUGAUUGCUUGAGAAUGGCACGCAAUCACUCGCAAUGUAACAAACAUGAAAACGSUAGAAUCAUCCCGAUUUCACGAAAUGGGUCUCCUGCAAGAACUGAGAGGCCCACGCCUUUGGUCCACCCAACCAGUUCGAAAGUGUCCACAUUCUUUGGAACGAGAUUGAAGAUUUUCUUCUCAUCACGAUCUGUUCUCUACGGUGAAGGAAAAAAUAGUGGUUAUUUGCCGUCYAAGCACGCCGGGCAUACACCAACAACUCAUAAMCACGGUACGAUUGAAACAACUUGAGGAAAGCAGUGUUCGUUGCGUUUGUCUUAACUAACAUCAUUUACUUUAUUAUUUUCGGWUYGACCACCCUUUCGCGAAACAAAGAGGUCUGGAAGAUAUACCUCUCAACCUUCGUAACUCGGGAGUGUACAGAGAGAACAUCACAUCGAACCACGUCAUCACCGAUCGGCAAAACAAGGUAAGCUCAUUGACAGCUGGAUGCAGCUAUCUGCGAUGACGUCAAUAUUCAAAUUACUAACAGAACUUAAUUCGUGAAACAUGCAGGGAAGGGRAGGGAAAGCGAAGAUUUGCGAAAGUAGUCAAGAGAUAGUCGUCACAAYACGACACGCUUCUCCUGCGGUUUUCUUUCUUCGCCUUUUUCUCAUUGAUUAAGCCGCAGCUUCGGCGGUUUCAGCGGCGGGAACUCCAUCGGAAUCCUCUGCCAACUCCUUGGCUUCUUGUUCUUCGAGGUUGGGGUCGGUGGCCUUGGGGGCUUCACGGCAGGUCAUGGCAUACCAAAUUCCGGAGAGAGCAGUGSUGAUUUCUUCAGAACUCUCGACCAAGGGCAAGAAGGUGAUGAUAAUUGCGGCUCCGAAUCCCCAGGCAAUGGCGACCAAGACCCAGAAGGCAAAGUAGUCUCGAGUGAAGACRCCAGCAGGGACGGAAAGGAGGGGCCACACAAUAAUCAAGACCAAGGUCAAGACGUAUCCACGUCUGGUGAUCCAACGCUCAGCGCGACGAAGCAUUUUCUUGUCGAGUUCGUCGUUGCUCAAACCACGGGUAUCUUCUUCGACCAAGGUGAUCUUUUCAUCAAGGGUGGAAAAGUCAAACUCUUGGGGAUCAAUGCACUUCGAAUAGAUGUAAUGGAUGAAACCAGAGGAAAGAAUGGCGAUGAGGUUACCAGAAAGCAUGACCUCAUUGGUACCAAGGGUGGAGACAGAGAUGCUUCCGCUUUGGACAUGAGCACCAACAAUCCAUCCAGUCAAGGCGAGGAUCAAUCCAGCCCAUGCAGAGAUGAUGGCUCCUUUUCCAGAAGCCUUAUCCCAGGUCAUCAAGUUCCAAAGUGGAAUAACGGCAGAACCGAUCAUGAUACCCAUAAAAAGGUAGACCCAUCCAAGGUUCAGUCCCAUGUAAUCGAGGAGAAUAGCAAGRGCUCCCAUGACUAAACCGUACCCAACAAUGACAACACGGGAAACGAACAAGAUCUGCUUUCCGGUGGCUUCAGGGUUCAUGUACUCUCGGUAGAUAUCGUACGAAACGAGAGACGAUACAGCGAUCGAUUCGGCGGAUCCGGUGGACACAAUGGCCAUGAACAACAUGAUCAAAAUGAGGGCAGAACCAACAUCACCGAGCAAGUGGGUGGCAACGGCAGGGGGGACCAAACCGGCGCCGGCUUCUGAAGCAGUGAUAGGGAGCAUCAAUGCGGUCGAAGCCAAACCGAGGGAAGUGGCRAGAGAGAAAGGAAUCGCAAACCAGCAAAUUCUGUUCAAUAAAUGGCAUUGAAAAUUUSGCMAAAAUCGCGUUCGUUAGACUGGCAACAAGCGGCAUUCAGUUCCCAGUCGAUCAGGGUUGCAUCUUUUUCCAACGCGUGGAAGUACGCGAAUGCAUGCAACAAAAUAAGACUUACCCUCCCAAAAGGUACCCUUUUGCGGCGGAUUCGGGGCGUGCAGCGAUGGCCGAUUGCCAGUAUGAUUGAUCAACAAAAACGGUUCCGAAGUUACCAACGAUGUUGAUAAUACCGAACAUGAGACCACCUCCCGAAAGCAUUGUAAGGUACGAUCCGUCGCGGUUAUCGGGGACGGCACCACAWGCGUAUGUWCCCUUCUCGUAGAAGGUAGUUUCUACAGAGUUUCCGGUAGAGUAGAUCUUUUGGCAUUCUUCCUCGGUGUAAGAAAYGGUUUGGUCGAGGAAUGUGAAGAUUUGGUCCGAAGAGUAAACCUUGAYGUAGACGAUGAAAACCAUGAGGAUCAAAACKAUGAAGAUGAUAACCGUGUGGAUGUAACUCGCCAAGAAGGUGGCUUGGAGACCACCGGAGGCAGUGUACAGGAUAACUCCCCAAGGAAUCAAAAAGGCAGCCAGGCGAUAAUCCAUUCCAGUCAAUGCUUCAACAGUGGCGGCACCACCGAGCAAAAGCAUGGAGGUCACGAUGAUGUUGGCGGCGAAGCAGAAGAAAAGGAAGGUCAGGUGAGCACCUUUUCCCCAUCGUGCCUUGACGAUUUCGCAGACAGUGUGCGCGGAGGGUGCGACCUUCUUGAGGUUGAUGGCUAGAACGCCGAACAACAAKACUUGAAURGUGGCGCCAGAUGCGUACCAGAAAGGUCCGGAGACUCCAUAUUGCCAGGCAACGUUGGAGGAUUGGAGAAGGGUUGCAGCCCAGGUCCAUUGACUCACGAUGACCGAAGCAGUCAAUCCAGUCUUAAUCAUACGRCCUGCAGUGCUGUUGAUCAAAACGACGAAUAAAGAAACAGGAGGGAAAUGAGAAUGAUCAAACCGUAUGAUUGGUGAGUGUCAAUAUAUCGUGUCACUGAAUCGUGAUUACAUGACAUGAUAUGACACAACAUCACAUGACACCGARGACAAUUCGCUGAACUUACUUGAAAUGCUCACUGGUGAUUUCUCCCUUCGCACCGAAGAACUUGUUGAUGUACACGAUCGCAGUGGUGAUGAUGCUGAACAGCAAUCCAAAUCCGAUGACAACAGUGUACCCGACCCAUAACGGAAGAGGGGCCUCCCCUUCAGGGAAAAAGCUUGUUGCGCCUUCGUACUCYUUAAAGGGAGGAAACACGUCGUUUCUGUUGGCAAGAUCACGGAGAUCUUCUAAUGUACUCAUGGUGGAURACAACGAUUUGUUAGAAGAGGAAAAUGUGAAAGUUACCUUUGUUGUCCAAAGAUGUCGUGAACAAAAUUACAAAAAUCUU